This is a messenger RNA of Polypterus senegalus (gray bichir), 651 nucleotides long. It is a transcript of the gene rs1a, whose product is annotated as retinoschisin 1a. The record is from RefSeq and is a predicted model, not a curated record. The coding region runs from base 154 to 651 and encodes 165 amino acids. The transcript is spliced from 6 exons. NCBI's taxonomy places the organism in Eukaryota, Metazoa, Chordata, Cladistia, Polypteriformes, Polypteridae.
GUGAAGACGUAAAAGAGAAACCAGAUAAAUCCUUUCAAAGCAUUAUGUAUACUGUACGCACAAGAGGAUAGCAUUUCAGACCAAGAAAAAGAGAAGGCCUGCAGGCAUGAAUGUCCAAAUGGAUCUGCCUUAAAAUGGACGAGCAGCAGAUGCAUGCCAGAAUGUCCAUAUCACAGGCCACUUGGAUUUGAAUCUGGAGCAGUAACUGCAGACCAGAUCAGUUGCUCAAAUGAAGAUCAGUAUGUGGGCUGGUAUUCGUCUUGGACCUCUAAUAAGGCAAGGCUGAAUGGACAAGGAUUUGGGUGUUCAUGGCUGUCCAAAUUUCAGGACACUAGUCAGUGGCUGCAGAUUGACUUGAAAGAUGUCAAGGUAAUCUCUGGAAUACUCACCCAAGGUCGUUGUGAUGCUGAUGAAUGGAUGACCAAAUAUAGUGUUCAGUAUCGCUCUGAUGAGAAUCUAAACUGGGUGUACUACAAAGACCAAACUGGCAACAACAGGGUGUUUUAUGGAAACUCAGAUAGAUCAUCAUCAGUGCAGAACCUGCUUCGUCCACCCAUCAUUGCCAGGUACAUCCGGCUCCUGCCACUGGGUUGGCACACACGUAUUGCUGUACGCAUGGAAUUGCUGGAGUGCAUAAGCAAAUGCCCCUGA